AUUCUCUAUGAACUCUGACCUUUAAUCAACUAAGGUAUUUCUUGGGCCACACCGAGCAACUCUGGGUUCAGUAUGUCUCUCUCUCUUGUGUCCUAUGGAGACAGUGAUUCUGAUAUUGAGCCAGAAGAUAACAGUGCCAAGCCAGGCUCUGAUAUCAGAAAGUUGCUCUCUGUCCUUCCUUCAAGUAGAAGAUCACUGAAACAGAAAGGACCUGUGAAAAUUGGACUCCCAACACUCAACAAAGGAGACGACUCAGAUUCUGAUGAUGACGUGCCUCAAACCAAGAGAAAGAAACAGAGCGGGAUUGGACUGACUGCUCUCCUGCCAGCACCCAAGGGAGGAAGCAAAGAGCUGGGCUUUGGCCGGAAAGGCUCAUCCAACACAAAGACUAUGGUACCUUACACACUUUCAAAAAGGUACCAGGACUCCAAGAAGAAGACGUCUCUCCCCAAGAAGACCAAACUAUCUACAAAGAGUAGUGGCGAUGGCAGUGAUAGUGAUGGAGAGGCACCUGUCAGCUUCUUUUCCUUAGACGAUUCCCCUUCAGUUCCAGAGCCGUCUAUUUCAAUUCCAUUGCCUGAUGAUUGUAUUCCAGAACCAGAAUCUAAAUUAGAGACACAAGAACAAAACAACACCGCUCAAUUCAGUUCAGUUGGACCGGUCCUACCAGAACAGUACAGCAAUUACUAUUCAACUUCUCAUUGUCAUGGCACAAAUGAACAAUAUUCGUGUGUACAAAAUCAAAGUGUACAAGGAUAUUCAACCCAGUAUCCCGCAGUUACACAAGCUCAAUCACAAACGAGCAAAGGAGAGAUAAGCAGUGUCUCAAGUAUGUCUGCAGUGGGCCCAGGUCUGAGUAUUGACGAAGAUCAGCUUCGUCGUCUAGCGGGUGUGAAGAGGGGCCGGAGGAGGGAGGAGGGACUUAACAACAUCACAGAGAUUAGGGAGGAUGACGUAAAGGAGAGCAUCAAAACCUUUCAGAAAUACCACACUGAGGAUUCAGUCAACAAGUUUUUCCAAAAUGAAGCUUCUAAAAUGGAUGCUCCCACUGGCCAACAGAAAAGAAAGCACCAGUUGUCUUUUCUUGCCCACCAGGCUAAGGCAAAUGAGUUGGAGUUGAGUAAGCACUGGGCACAAGCAGCUGCCUCAAGGAGACAAUCACAAAUGAAAUAUGGCUUUUGAACAUUGAACAUUGAAGUUAUGCAUGUGUCACGACUUUUUUGUAGUCAGACAUCAUGUACAUCCACAACUGCUGAUUCUGACAAAAUAAUACUCAACUCAACAAUACUCGUUGCAGUGCA
Molecule: messenger RNA, 1301 nt
Organism: Halichondria panicea
Lineage: Eukaryota; Metazoa; Porifera; Demospongiae; Suberitida; Halichondriidae
Product: proline-rich protein PRCC-like
Exons: 6
Coding region: 73-1182 (369 amino acids)
Cellular component (GO): nucleus
Source: RefSeq, a predicted model, not a curated record